UGGUGACGUCACGUAUCUCAACACGGUUAUAACUAUGACCGCUUGGAAGGGUUAGGUUAAUACCAUUUAGGAACGGUAAUUACCGUUAGACCGCUUGGAAUGGGUUUUUUUCUCGAACGUCGCUGUCAACUUUGACAAAUCGUCACCCUAAUAUUACAAGGUUGUAUGUAACAUUUCCAGGGAAAUUUGGUUUGUAAUAUCACAAAGUUCCAUGUGGUGAGCCCUACACUAUAAUUUUGAAAAUAAAUUUAAAGCUCACAUAGAACUCUGGUAAUAUAAGGAAAAUCAAAGGUGUAUACCUAAUAUUAUGACAAAUGGAUAUAUCAUAGUUGUAAGUUAAACAUAGAACCUUAGAAUAUAAAUGUUUAUUAAAAUAAUAAAUAUUACAGGGUUCUAUGUACUAACAUAGAACCCUGCAAAUGUAGGGUUAUGUUGCUUUGUUUAUAAUUCAUUUUAAAACGUUUAUUGGAGCAGAUCAAGUGUUUGUUGAGAAGUUUAUUUAAAAAUAUAGCAUUAAAUAUGACUGAUAUUAGUGAUGGCUACGGUUAUGAUUCUGACCAAGACAAGGAAUAUACAUUACCUGAAAAAUCAAAAAAGAAAAAAGAAUGCAGAAUUAAAAUUCGUGGUCGUUAUAUUAACAUUCCAACCCGAUCCAGUAGCCGUGAAAGCGAAUGUGAAGAGUCAGACUUAGAAAGCCAUUUAACUAGAAACAAUCCUGGCUGCUCUACUAGCUCGUAUAAGGCUUCUAAUUCUGCAAUGCAAUUUAAAGUAAACAGCAAAACUGAGAUUAAAAAAUCUUCUCAUCCGUCUUCUGUUCAGCUGCAAACAAAUUUUAAUAGGUAAAAAAUUGUUAUUGUUUUAUUUGGUUUUUUAAAACGAUUUUUUUACAAGAUAUUAGCAAAUUUUAAAUUAUUUCCAACAAAGUUUUAAAUUCUUGUUUUAGAAAUAUUUCCGGUUGUUCCACUACGUUAACGCUAAACACCUCAAAACAAAAAGUGCCCUUAGUAAAAGAUGAUAAUAUUGAAGACCCUGAAACAGAGUAUUAUAAUUCUCAUAACACAGCAACCUCACAUGAUACUACGGAUUCUAAAGAAGAUAAUUUGAUAAAUGAGACAAACAAAAAGUUAACACGCAAAAGACAAAAAAAUACAUCCGAAUGGGCAAGCAAUAUAAGAAAAACUAAAUUUGAUCGGGGCCUUGAAUAUAUUUCUUCGCGAAAAAAGGUCGUUCCCGCCAGGGAGAUUAAAAACAAAAAAGAUUGUUUACAAAAAUGCUUAUUUAAAUGCUCUCGAAUAAUAAGCGAUGAACAACGAAAGGAGAUUUUUUAUUAUCUGCUUUCAGCUGUUGAAAAAAAGAACUAUAUUUUAAACACUACUAAAGUUGAUAGUCCCUGGCGGAGAAGGAAAGGAAAAAAGCCUGAUAAUUCAAGAAAAAAGAGAACCUUUAGAUAUUAUUUUGAGUUAAAUGGUCAACCAAUUCAAGUUUGCAAAGACUUUUAUACAGGAACUUUAUGUAUAAGUCAGAAACCAAUUUAUACAGCUCACAAAAAUAAAACGGUGACUAACACAUUGACUAAAAGUAUACAGGGAAAACAUCAGAAAAGGGUAACGUCACCUGAAGCUAUAGAUUUUGUUAAAGAGCACAUAAACUUGGUUCCUCGUGUGGAAUCACAUUAUUGUCGCAAGAACAGUAACAAAGAAUAUGUCGAAAGUGGAUUAAGCAUUAAAAAAUUAUAUGAACUUUAUGUGGAUUUGGCAAAAGAACGCGAAAAAGCUCCAGUUUCAUUUUCUGUUUAUAGGAAAACAUUCUGCAAUAAUUUUAACAUUGCUUUUCAUAAGCCACGCAAAGACAGAUGUGAUACGUGCGAGGAAAUAAAACUAAAAGAAAUAGAAAAUAAGAUGGAUGACAGUUUGGAAAAAAAAUAUGCUGAUCAUUUAAAUGAAAAAGAGUACAUGAGAAACGAAAAACAAAAAGACAAGGAUAGUGAAAUCCCAAUACUGUGCUUUGAUCUAGAAAACGUUUUAACAUGCCCAAAAGCUGACAUAAAAAGCUUUUUUUAUAAAAGUAAACUAAAUGUUUACAAUAUGACUGGACACCUCUCCAUAAGCAAAAAAGUAUACUGUGCUGUGUGGAGCGAAGCUUUACAUGGAAGAAAGGGAAACGACAUUGCAAGUGCGGUUUACAAAAUACUUGAUAAAGUUAUGCAGGACAAUCCAGAAUUUACAGAAAUUAUUUUGUGGAGCGACAGCUGCGUUCCGCAAAAUAGAAAUGGUCUCAUGAGUUAUGGCCUUAGUCACCUAAUUCAAAAACACAACAACCUAUCAAAAAUCACAAUGAAAUUUUCUGUUCCUGGUCAUGCUUGUAUCCAAGAAGUAGAUGCAAUCCACAGCUCAAUCGAAAGAUCAUUAAAUAAGGUAGAAUACUAUUCUCCUUCAUCUCUUUUACGAUACCUUUUAAAAGUAAACCUCCAUAAUCCAUAUACAAUUAUCCAAAUGAAACAAGAAGAUUUUAUAGACUUUCAGUCUUUUUUAAGCCAACUCAACUACAAUGCUGUGCCAUUUUCAAAAGUAGUUUCUUUGCAGUUUUCUAGAUCGUUUUUCGAACUCAAGUAUAAAGAUACCUUUAACCCCAUAGAAAAAUUUAAAUCUCUAAAUUUACAUCAAGGAAAAUUGAGAAAGGGGCAUGUUACAGCUGAAACAGAACAACUAAUUAUUCCACUGGAAUUAAAAAGAUGCGAUAAAGCUAUUCCCCUUGCAUCAAGUAAAGUGGAGGCAAUAAAGUCUAUGUAUAAAUGGAUUCCCAAAAUGGACAGGCAAUACUAUGAAAGUAUUUUUAGCCGUAAAUAAAAGUUAUAUGCUUUGCUGUGUAUGUUAAAUUAAAUACUAGUUUUGUGUUACAAAAUUCUAUGUUACAUUUGGAAAAAAGAAAAUUUAUUUUUGAUAUAACGGAAUCCUAUGUUUUUUUUCAAUAAAUUA
This is a messenger RNA of Anthonomus grandis grandis, 2975 nucleotides long. RefSeq lists its product as uncharacterized. NCBI's taxonomy places the organism in Eukaryota, Metazoa, Arthropoda, Insecta, Coleoptera, Curculionidae. Bases 1899 to 2846 code for a protein of 315 amino acids. The transcript is spliced from 3 exons. The record is from RefSeq and is a predicted model, not a curated record.